AUGGGCUUCACCAAGGAGACUGCCAGUAUUGGCAUUAUUGGAAUGGGUGAUAUGGGCAAAAUGUAUGCCCAGCGCCUCAGUGCCGCAGGAUGGAGGAUUAAUGCAUGUGACAAACUCGAAUUGUAUGAGGACCUGAAAAAUGAAUUUGAAUCUCAACAAGGUGUUACCGUAUACCCGAAUGGACACCUGGUUUCUAGGAUUAGCGAUUACAUCAUUUACAGUGUAGAGGCUGGUGUCAUUGACAAGGUAGUCACUGAGUAUGGCCCAUCCACCAAGGUCGGCGCAAUCGUUGGAGGUCAAACGUCCUGCAAGGCCCCGGAGCUUGCUGCAUUCGAUAAGCAUCUUCCCCCGGAUGUAGAAAUUGUAUCCUGCCAUUCGCUCCAUGGGCCCAAGGUCAACCCCAAGGGCCAACCACUGGUCCUGAUCCAACACCGUGCGUCCGAUGAGAGCCUCAGAUUCGUCGAAGAAGUCCUAUCAUGCUUCGGCUCCGAAUACGUCUAUCUAACGGGAGAGAUGCAUGACCGGAUCACCGCUGACACGCAGGCGGUUACACACGCCGCCUUUCUGAGCAUGGGUACGGCUUGGCAAGCAAACAAUCAGUUCCCCUGGGAAUUCUCCCGCUGGGUUGGAGGCAUCGAGAACGUCAAAAUCAACAUCACCCUGCGCAUCUACUCCAACAAAUGGCACGUGUACGCGGGCCUGGCCAUUCUCAACCCGGCGGCGAAGAAGCAGAUCCGCCAGUAUGCCGAAUCGGUGACCGAACUCUACAAGCUCAUGAUCGAGGGCCGUCGCGAAGAGCUUAAACAGCGCGUCAAGGCGGCGGGCGAGGCCGUUUUCAAGGCGGGGACCGAGAGUCAAGAGCUGCUGCUGAAGGACGAGGUGCUCGAUCGCUUCUCCUUGUCGAAUGGUCCGCGCGAGAAGACGCCGCCCAACAAUCACCUCAGUUUGCUUGCCAUCGUCGACUGCUGGUCCAAACUCGGAAUCGUGCCUUAUGACCAUAUGAUCUGCUCAACACCUCUCUUCCGUCUCUGGCUAGGUGUCACAGAGUACCUGUUUCGCAGCCCCGAGCUCCUCGAGGAGGCUCUCGACACCGCCAUCGAUGACAAGACGUUCCGGUCCGACGACUUAGAAUUCACUUUCGCAGCGCGGGCGUGGUCCGACUGUGUCUCUUUCGGUGAUUUCCAGUCCUACCGCGAUCGCUUCGAACGUAUCCAGCAGUAUUUCGCCCCGCGAUUCCCCGAAGCCGUCAAGCUGGGCAACGAAAUGAUGAAGACGAUCCUGGAAAAGACCACCCCCGGGAAUUCCUAA
Molecule: messenger RNA, 1308 nt
Organism: Aspergillus brunneoviolaceus CBS 621.78
Lineage: Eukaryota; Fungi; Ascomycota; Eurotiomycetes; Eurotiales; Aspergillaceae
Product: prephenate dehydrogenase (NADP(+))
Exons: 7
Coding region: 1-1308 (435 amino acids)
Biological process (GO): L-tyrosine biosynthetic process
Molecular function (GO): NAD+ binding; prephenate dehydrogenase (NADP+) activity; prephenate dehydrogenase (NAD+) activity
Source: RefSeq, a predicted model, not a curated record